AUGAAUGCAGAGGAAGCAGAUGCGGCUGAAGCUCUAAUGGGUGUUCAAUGGGCCCGGGAGGUAGGGAUAAGAAGACUUCAUCUAGAGGGAGAUUGUCAAAAUGUAUUACGAGCAAUGAACGGUGCAAGAAAUUCAGUCAAAUGGACCACCAACAGCUGGAUUGAGGAUAUAUUAGUUUAUUUAAACGAUAAUUUUGAGUCUUGGGUUAGAAGAAGUGGUGUUGAACAAGGGUUAGCUGCAGGUUCAUGGCAUUGUGCUACAGUCAUUGCAUGUAGUCCUCUCAGCUGCACUGUCAAGUAUGAUCAUCACCUUUUAGAUGGUAUGACGGAUAUGAUUAAUCUUGAUCAUUCUUAUAAUCAUGGAUGUUUAAUUAGGCCGAUUCCCCCUUGUACAGUUCAAUUUAGUCUGCAUUAUGGACUUUGUGUUGAUGCAUUAGUUAAUAAAGCAUGGCGUGAAGGUGUAGUUUUCGAUUACGAAGGCGGGGUUUCAGAAAGACUAGUAUUUUUUCCUGACAUAGGUGAUGCACAAAUGAUGAAAAUUGAUGAGUUAAGGGUGACACAAGAUUGGUAUGAAGUUAGUGAGAGUUGGAAGGUUAGAGGGAAUUGGAUAUUGCUUGAUUUGAUUGAGGAGUAUGAAAUGGAGUUUCCGAAUGUGGUUUCAGUUAGACAGAUUUGGUAUGACUUGAAACAAAAGGAGGCAUUUAGGAAUAAAGAGUGGAUUUGUAAUGACAAGUCAAUGUGGGUUGAUUUGUUGUGGGAGUGCAUUUUGCAGAAUUUGGAUACAUGUGUUGAGUAUGCUCUUAAUGUACUUGUUGGAGAUCCGGUUGAAGAGCCAAUUCAGAAGCCAAGGAGGAGUAGUAGAAUGAAGAACUGUAUGGAUGUUUCGGAAGACAGGGAAGAAGGAAAUCAGUUUGCAAAAUCUUUAUGUGUUGACCCUGCUGAGAAUUUGAGUGAAGCCGAAGAUGAUGAAGAAUAUUAUCCAAUUUCAUUUAAGAGGAGGAGGAGGAGGAAAAUCAAAGCCUCGGUUGCUGAGAAUUUGAGUGAAGCUGAAGAUGACGAAGAAUAUUAUCCAAUUUCAUUCCAGAGGAGAAAGAGGAAAAUCAAAGCCUCAAUGUGGACACCUUUUACUGAAGCUAAGUUCUGCCCUGAAGCUUUAGCGAAUUAUUUAAAAGCAGGUGAAAAGCAUUCCCAAUUAGAAGCUAGGAUGCAUCUUUGUUAUAUAGGUUGGAAGAUCGAGUACAAAAGAGAGAAGCGUGGUCAGGUUAUAUUCCGUUAUGUACCACCCAAGGGAGGGGUCUUGUAUUCUCUUCGUGUCGCAUGCCAGGUUAUGACUUCAAAACUUCAGCAGGUUCCUUUAUCUAGGACACGCAGAAAUGAUUGUCGUCCUAGUAUGGUAUCUGAACCACUUCAUUCGGAAACUUAUGAAAGUCAUGUAACACCUACAACUCAUAGCAAAUUGGAUGUGAUACCUGAGUAUUGGCCUAAGCCGUUGAGAGAUUAUCUGGUGGCAUAUCGGGCUAAAAAGAAAAAUGUUGAGUGCUUACGCAGAAAAGCAAAGGAGCACCUCUCAGGUGUUGGUUGGACUUUGUCUCCUGGUUAUGUUUCUCCAAAGACCAAAGAGGUUCGUUAUGUUUCUCCAAGCAAGAAUGCAUAUCGUUCUCUUUUGACCGCCUGCUUAGUACAUUGUAAAGAAGAAGACGAGUAUUAUAAAAACCUGGAAGUCAGUAAUAUACGAGAAAAAAGAUGCAGGAAGCAGCGGAAGAGACAAAAAAGCAGUUCUUUCCUUCAUAGUGGCAGUAAAAUAUGUGGCAAACUGAAGAAAAAGAAGGCCACUGAGUGCAAAACCUGUGUUCCACAUUCGAGCAAAAGGGCACGGCAAGUUGUGGUACCUAGUUCUGCAGAUCGCAUCCCUCGAACUGUUCUCUCUUGGUUGAUAGAACAUAAUGUAGUUAUGCCAAGGGAAAAAGUACGUUACUUGAGUGUAAAAGACGGAUCUAUAAUUGGAGAAGGAGAAAUUAACUGUAACGGAAUUAAGUGCAAUUGUUGCGAAGAUGUUUUUGGUCUGUCUAACUUUGGACGUCAUGCUGGUAGCUAUUAUACGCAACCAUCAGCCAGGAUUUUCUUGCAAGAUGGAAGGUCGCUCUUAGACUGCCAAAAGCAACUACUGAAGAAUCAGCUGGAUGACAUUGAAGUCGAACCUUGUCAGAGAUUCAAAAGAGAUCCGGUGGAUAGAAUGAAUGAUGACAUAUGCUCUAUUUGUCAGUAUGGGGGUGAGCUGGUGCUUUGUGACCGAUGCCCGUCCGCAUUUCAUUUGAAUUGCCUAGGGAUAAAAGAUUUGCCGGAUGGAAAUUGGUUCUGCCCUUCUUGUCAGUGUGGAAUAUGUGGCCAGAGCGAGAUCGCAGGCGACUCUGAACAGCACCCUGAAAAGGAAAUUAUACGCUGUGAUCAAUGCAAUCAUGAAUUUCACGCGGGGUGUGUUACAAAAAGAGGGUUGGGUAUGCUGGAGUUUGAACCUAGCAGUAGUUGGUUUUGCGGUAUAAGGUGUGAAAAGUUAUCUGCAAGUCUCCACAAACUUUUGGGAAAGUCAGUUGCUGUGGGUGUUGAUAGUUUAUCAUGGACUAUUUUGCAGCCUAGAAGAGAUGCAUGCCACCCUUUUGCUCCAUCUGAUGCGGAGGCUGAUAUGGAGCUUCAGAGUAAGCUGAAUGUAGCACUUGGCGUAAUGCACGAGUGUUUCGAGCCCAUUACAGAGCCUUAUACAAAGAGAGAUCUCGUAAAAGAUAUUCUUUUCAACAAUACGUCAGAGCUGAACCGGUUAAACUUUUCGGGAUUUUAUACGGUGCUCUUGGAGCGAGAGGACGAGCUCAUAUCUGUCGCAACAGUUAGGAUACAUGACGUAAAGGUUGCAGAAGUACCCCUUGUUGGUACACGUGUCCAAUAUCGUAGGCAAGGGAUGUGCCGAAUUCUACUUGAUGUUCUUGAAAACAAGCUCAGGGAAUUAGAGGUGGAGAGGCUGAUUUUACCUGCUGUUCCGCAAGUGCUACAAUCAUGGACUACUUCCUUCGGUUUCUCUAAGAUGUCAGAAUCUGAGAGAUUAGAGUUUUUACGCUACACUUUCUUGGAUUUCCAGGAUACCACAAUGUGCCAGAAAAUCUUAAGGAUGUCGCCUGCAGCAGAAGCAACAAUGAGACCAAGAAGGAACCCACCUAAACACAUAAUCAAGUACAAACAAAGGAAAGAAAAUACUGAGACAAGUGGGAGCAUUAUCAUUCCUGCAUUAAUUCAAGCGGGAGAAGCCGAAUGGAGUCAACAUGCCGAGCAACAGCAAGUAGAAGCUGACGUUGACGAUGUUUCUGACUCAGUUGUGACAGCUCUUCCACUACAGAUGACAACGACGUUGCAAGAUGAGACUGAGCAAAAUUGGCACAGCAGUGAGCCCUCCAUCUUUCAGGAGUGCCUUUCAAAAGAUUCCUACGGCGAACGGCAGGAUUACCAAUGCUCACACGAGAGGACACUACCAGUUGAGAAGUUUGCAUUAGUAGUUUACGGAGAAAACAAAAGCUGA
Papaver somniferum (opium poppy) is the source of this 3561-nucleotide messenger RNA. RefSeq lists its product as uncharacterized. Bases 1 to 3561 code for a protein of 1186 amino acids. Gene Ontology annotation, biological process: negative regulation of DNA-templated transcription. The record is from RefSeq and is a predicted model, not a curated record. Lineage: Eukaryota; Viridiplantae; Streptophyta; Magnoliopsida; Ranunculales; Papaveraceae. The transcript has 2 exons. Gene Ontology annotation, molecular function: nucleic acid binding; acyltransferase activity, transferring groups other than amino-acyl groups; transcription corepressor activity.